Episyrphus balteatus (marmalade hoverfly) is the source of this 1943-nucleotide messenger RNA. RefSeq names its product transcription factor grauzone-like. Lineage: Eukaryota; Metazoa; Arthropoda; Insecta; Diptera; Syrphidae. Gene Ontology annotation, cellular component: nucleus. The record is from RefSeq and is a predicted model, not a curated record. The coding region runs from base 101 to 1846 and encodes 581 amino acids. Gene Ontology annotation, molecular function: DNA binding; zinc ion binding. The transcript has 7 exons.
ACAUUUUUUGUAUUGGUUUUUAUAAACAACUUUCUUCUGGUUGGUCUGCAGAAUAAUAUUUUUUAUAUUUUAUUGUUUUUCUUUUAAAUUUAUAUUCAUAAUGGUGUGUCGCUUAUGUUUAAUUGAUGCCGAAGAAAGUAUUGCUAUAUUUAGUGAGGAAAAAAUCCAACAAUAUAUAACAAAGUUUCUUCAGUUGCAGCUAUCCCCAGAUGAUCCGGUUUCGAAAGAGAUAUGCGCUCGUUGUUGGCACCAAUUGGAUAAUUUUCAAAAUUUUUGUCUAGAAGUAGAGCAAGCUCAAAAAACUCUUAAUGCUUCUUUAUCGGAAUCAAAAGAAAAUAAUAAGUUGUCGGAUAAUGAGUGGUCGCAGUUUGCUCUGGAAACUUCAAGUACUGCGCCAAAUAAUUUGGAUCAUUUUAAGAAAGAUCUAGAGGAAGAAUCUGAUGAUGAUUGUCGUGACAAUGAUGAAGCAUUGUACUGCCCGAAUGUAGAAAUUUCUUCAGUUGAAGUGCCCAAUGAACAAACACUAGAAUCCACAUCGCCAACUUGUGCUCCUGAAACAAAUGAAAAUGUUCCAAAAAGAAGACUCACUCGACGAUCAGCGAUUCAAAACUAUCAAUGCGAUGAUAUUCCCGGAAUGGAGCCUGUAAAAAAGAAACGUGGACGACCUAAAAAGAGAGAAGUUGAUAUUUCGAAUAAGGAAGUUGAAACUCCUGAUGGAGAACUAACAAUCCCAAAGCAAGAAUCAAUCGAAUCAAAAGAAGACAUUUCUGAUUUGAACAACAUAACACCUGAGCCAGAUGGAAAGAAAAAAAGAGGUCGACCAAGAAAAAGCGACCAAGGUCCACCAAAAGAGAAAAGACCCAGAUCCGAGCAAUGUAAAAAAAUGUUGCAAACUGCCAAAGAAUUUGAUGAAAUUAUUCAGAAAAACAUGAAUCUAUCGUGUAACAUGUGUCAGGUUAGGCUUAUUGACUUUGCUGAAUUGAAACGACAUUUUCGAGCCGUCCAUAAACGUCGUGGCUAUGCUGUUUGUUGCAAUAAGCGACUAUUUAAACGUGGCCUAGUUGUGGAUCAUAUUAAUGUUCAUAACAAUCCAGAACAUUUUAAAUGUACAAAAUGUGGAAAGAUUUUGGCUGAUAGAAUGUGUUUACGAAAUCAUGAUCUUUUGUUCCAUCAAACUGAUGAAGAAAAAACAUUUAAAUGUCCUUAUUGUCCCAAAAAAUAUGCCAAACAGUAUCUCUUGGAUCAUCAUUCUGUUAAACAUGUGCCCCAGGAUGAAUGUACCUUCUUUUGUGCUGAAUGUGGAAAAGGAUUUCCCACAAAUUCUACUUUAACCAAACAUAUUAAUCAAAUACAUUCCACAAUGUAUGACAAAAUGUGUGAAAUCUGCGCCAAACUUAUUCGAGGAAAUGCCAAUUUCGAUCGUCACAUGGAAGAGCAUGAGGGCAUUGUUCAGCCUCAAGUGCAAUGUACGCUAUGUGGUUCAUGGUUGAAGGAUAAAAAUAGUCUUCGAAAACACAUGUACAAACAUGAUGGUAAAACAUACACCUGCAAUGCUUGUGGCAAGAUAGCACCAACGAAAAGUGCUCUUCAAAGUCACAAGAGAUAUGUGCAUGAUUUAUCGCCAAAGUUCCAUUGUACAUAUUGUGAUAAAUCAUUUAAAAAGGCAGUUAAUUUAAAAGAACACAUGACAACACAUACCGGGGAGGUACUUUACACAUGUCCACACUGUCCAAAGACAUUCAAUUCGAAAGCGAAUAUGCACUCGCAUCGCAAGAAAAAGCAUCGAGAAGAAUGGGAAGCAAAUAGGCGUUAUCCUAAAAAAGAAAUGAAAACUGAAGUAACAUAAAGAAUGUCAAUGAAAGAGUUUGUGUUUAGUUUUAUAUUAUUGUAUAAUGUAUAUUCCAUUUAAUAUCUACAUACGUAGUUUUAUGUUAAAAGUUAAA